Molecule: messenger RNA, 789 nt
Organism: Arachis duranensis
Lineage: Eukaryota; Viridiplantae; Streptophyta; Magnoliopsida; Fabales; Fabaceae
Exons: 1
Coding region: 1-789 (262 amino acids)
Source: RefSeq, a predicted model, not a curated record
AUGUCAUGUAUUGUACAAGGUGAAACGGAACCACUAUACGGAUAUUGGGAACGGUUUCGUAAGCUACUAGACGCAUGCCCUAAUCACAUGAUUGACACUCAAGUGCUGCUUGGAUACAUAUGUCAAGGGAUGCGAGAACAAGAUAGAACUCUCUUGGACACUUCUAGCAAUGGCUCUUUAUCUAAAUAUAAAACAGCGGAGGAGGCAUGGCAACUUAUCAUCGACUUAGCCGAAUCCAAUCAACAUAUGAGACGAAGAGUCAACUGCCCAAAAAUCGUGAAUGAGGUAUCAACUAGUAGCAAAACCACCGCUCUAACCAAAUCCUUGAGCGAAAUGACAUCCAUCUUGAGGCAACUCCAAUUGAGCCAACAACAACCACAACAACCUCAACCAUACCAACAACAACCUCAACCAUACCAACAACCACCACCCCCUCAACAAUACAAUCAACAAUUGGUCCCUCAGAAAGUGUGUGGCAUUUGUUCAUGCUAUUCCCACUACACGGAUGAGUGCCCAAGCCUUCAAGAAGAUAACACCUUGGCGGCUACUCACAAUUUUUAUGACCGCCCAAAUCAAAGAUACUACCAAGGCGGUAAUCCUAACCAAGGGUACCCUUAUCAAGGAGGAAGCUACAAUCAAGGGAGUGGCAAUCAAAAUCAAAAUUGGAGGGACAAUCAUCAACAAGGAAAUAGGGACAACAACAACAACGGAGGUAGUCAAAGAUGGAACAACAACAACUCACAAAACCGGCCACCAUACAACCAACAAAACCAACCAUACAACCAAUAA